AUUGGUGUUUCAGAGUUCUCUUUAUUAUUCUUGUGUGCUUAAUUUAUUGGUUUAGUUAAGAAUUCGAUUACUAGUUGCUAAAAUUGGAGUUUGUGGUUUGAAAAUUUUGAUUUUAUGGAGAAAUUUAUGAUAAUUAGAUUCGUCUUUUCGAGUUUCGACUUUGGCUUUGUUCGUAGUUUUGUACUUUGAUUAGGGGAAUUGUUUGUUCUAGUUGUGUAGUUGAAUUUGUUGAUAUACUAUGUGGAUAGGGAUUCAGAAGCAUUUACUUAAGAACAUUCACAGAAGGAAACCUAUCCAUAGUCACACACAACCUCAAGGUUCAUCAGGGGAUAAUGAAAGAGCGGUAUUUGAAGAAGAGAUCGAGAGGCUGACACAAGAGAAAUCUGUCCUUCAGACCAAGAUUUGGAGGUAUAAACAGCAGAAAUCAGGAGUGUCUCUUCAACUGGAGGACACAGAAAAAAGAGUUCAAGAAAUGGAGCAGAAGCAGCUUAGGAUGAUGGCCUUUGUGGAAAAGGCAGCUAAGAACCCUUCUUUUGUGGAACACCUCAUUAGAACGACUGAAUCUCAUUUAGAUUUAUCAGCAGUUAAUAAGAAAAGGCGGUUGCCCAGGGUUAAUAAUGCUCCAGAAAUUGUGUUAGUGGAUGACAAUAGUUGUAAUUACAGGGCAGAUGCAGGCCGUGUUUUCAACCAAGAUUUCUCUAAUAGGUUGAGGCUUGAGUUAUCCCCAGCUGUAUCAGACUGUAAUAUGGUUUCUAUGAGUGGGCAAGGAUCGUGCGAAGAUGUUGGUAGCUCACUAAAGAAAACAUCUGAUGAAGAUACAAAUCAUGCAAACAUGAGAACCCAAGGUCUUUCAUUCGAGUCAGAGAUGAUAGAGCCAUUAGAUGUGGGAGGUAUGUCAUUUACUUUGAGAAGGGUUGAUUCAUUGUCAAGAGCACUGAGAGUAAAUGAUUUGCCUUCUACCGAAGAUGGUGAUUCCUGCCAUUUAAAUCUAACACUUGCCUCAUCCUCGUUGCAACUCAACAAUGAUAAAUCGGGUCGAUUUCCUCAGUUCGGCCAAGAAGUUGUUACUUCCUCUGAGUUGAGAUCUGGCGAGAGUGUAAAAGAGACUACGGAACUUAGGGUUUCUGUACAGAACAGAAAACCAGCUAAUAAUCAUGGGUCUGGAGCUGUACAGGGCCGAGUUAAUGAUGUUUUCUGGGAACAGUUUCUAACUGAAAGACCCGGUUCAUCAGAUACUGAGGAAGCAAGCUCUAGUUUUAGAGAGAACCCAUAUGACGAACAAGAAGAGAGAAAUAUCGGGGAUGGAAGAUCGUUGAGAAACAAGAAAGACUCAGAGCAGCUCACCCUGUAAGAACUUUUGGAGAGUUCUUCCCUACCAAGCUAUGUAUUGUCAAUUUGUUUAUGUUUUCUCUACGUCAUAGUUAUAAUAUAGACAUGUGGUUAGUCUGUGAAUAGAUAUACAUGUCAUUGUAUUCUUCACCUUGUUUUCGAAACUAAUAAAGCUUACACAUCUAGGUUUGUUUGAAACUUGA
Messenger RNA from Papaver somniferum (opium poppy), 1532 nucleotides. RefSeq names its product heat stress transcription factor A-5-like. The transcript has a single exon. Gene Ontology annotation, molecular function: DNA-binding transcription factor activity; RNA polymerase II cis-regulatory region sequence-specific DNA binding. The coding region runs from base 239 to 1351 and encodes 370 amino acids. Gene Ontology annotation, biological process: regulation of transcription by RNA polymerase II. The record is from RefSeq and is a predicted model, not a curated record. Gene Ontology annotation, cellular component: nucleus. NCBI's taxonomy places the organism in Eukaryota, Viridiplantae, Streptophyta, Magnoliopsida, Ranunculales, Papaveraceae.